Molecule: messenger RNA, 5334 nt
Organism: Danio rerio (zebrafish)
Lineage: Eukaryota; Metazoa; Chordata; Actinopteri; Cypriniformes; Danionidae
Source: RefSeq, a predicted model, not a curated record
GCCGCGUCUUGUUUUAUCACUUGAGUCUGCUGACAGUAGGAAACAGCACACGGCGGUGGAGGUGCUGCUGUGGUGGCUACAACUAGCUUUCCUCUCGUUGAGGAAGACGUUUGGACUAAGAAUGUUAAUAGAUGUUCACAAGAAAUCAGUGGGUGCCAGCAACCGGCAUUCGAAAUGUCCUCUUUUGUGUUCAACAGAAGAAAGAAGAAAAGGUUUAAAACCACACAAGGGAGUUUUUGGGCUCACGGCUGAACUCGACACCACUGGGGAUACAAUAAACGUAAUUACAUGGAAGAAGCAUCCAACAAGAUGUUUGUCAUGGCUGUGAAUAGCAAAUGUUGAGGUCAGCCAUCAUUGAUCCCCAAGGAUGAACAAAUGAAGAGACAGCGCUGCGCUUCAGAGGUUAAUUCUGUUGUGUGAAUCCUCACCAUUUCCUGUAUUGCCCAACAUCCUUUCUUGCGCUUCAAGAGUGAGCUUCUCUUAGCACGGUUGUAAAAUGGGAAAGAAGUACAUGAAGUUCCUCAUCGUGGCGCUAGCUAGCAGCCUUUGCUUUAUUUUGUUCUAUUCCAAACUAGUGGACGUGGAAAUAACCGCCAAAGAUAAAAUCACAUCAGUCACGGCUUCCAUUCCCAGAAAGCCGACAACAGCUUUAGUAAGCACUAUCAAGAAACAAACCAAAGGUGUUGCACCAUUCAAACUUCCACCGCUGACUAUUUCCAACGAUUUCAGAAAGAGCGUCCCCAAAAACGGCGCCUUCUGGAAUCGAAAACUCCAUUCCUUUCUGAGGCAGCUGGACUCCGCUGACAAUACAACAGACCCGCGGAAGAAGUUUCACUGCAGUCCGGAGAGUUUUGAGUUGCUAAAGAUGAACAUUCAGGAUGUUAAUACAUACCCUCCGCUCUAUGGAGACUUCCUUCGAGGAAUGGAGUGUCGAGACUCGCCGCUAGUUAUUAAUCAACCGGACAAGUGUGCGUUGGAUAAUGAAGAUGAUCGCAUCUUUCUACUCUUUGCAAUCAAAUCCACGCCAAAGCACUUCGAGAGGCGUCAAGCUGUCCGGGAGACCUGGGGCAGAGAAGGAGAGUAUGAUGGACUCAAGGUACGAACCGUCUUCCUGCUAGGUCGUUCGUCUUUAGACGACCCAAAUCUGGACAAACUCAUUUUGUCGGAGUCUCAGCAUUUCCAAGACCUUCUCGUUUGGGAUUUCCACGACUCCUUUUACAACCUGACUCUUAAGGAACACGUGUUUUUCAAGUGGAUGCUGGGACACUGUCCUCGUGUGUCCUUCAUUUUUAAGGGGGACGAUGAUGUUUUUGCUAACCCCCAAGCAAUAAUCAAUCAUCUGACAUCUCUGGAGCCAGAGCAGGCUUCAUCGUUGUACACUGGGCAGAUCAUUUCUGAGGCCACACCAUUACGAGAUCCGAAAACUAAAUAUUGUGUACCCCUGACUUUCUAUGAAGGUGCUUACCCUCCGUAUGCUGGUGGUGGGGGGUUCCUCUUUUCUGGGGAACUUCUCCCAUACCUUUACCAUGUUUCCUUUUACAUCCCCUUCUUUCCUAUUGAUGACGUCUACACUGGGAUGUGCUUUAAAGCACUUGGAAUCAGUCCGAUGAAACAUGAUGGGUUUAGGACCUUUGAUAUUCGGGAGCAAGACCGAGAGAACCCAUGCGUGCACAAACACCUGCUACUGGUGCACCGGCGCAGCCCUCAGCAGACCAUGAGGCUCUGGAGGAGCAUGCACAGCUCCAUGCUCACCUGCUGAUCUGCUUGCUAUGCAGGGAUGCGUUUCCCAAAUCAUAGUGAAACUCCUGGAUGGACUGCUAUAGAACAAUGUAGUGACAAGUGUUUCUCAAAACUGGGAAAUUUGGGAAUUAUUUGCUCUGACACUGAUCCAUUGUUUGAACCAUGUCAUUUUAAAAUUUUUAGAUUAGAUUCAACUGUAUUGUCAUACACAUGUACAAUGCAACGAAAUGCAGUUAAGGUCUAACCAGCAGUGCAAUAGCUGCAAGUGCAGGAUACUGGUAUAAGUUAUAAAGUGCAGUUAUAGAAAAACUAUUGUGAUAUUCACCGUAAAUAUCACUGUAAAAUGUCCGCAAUGACACUCUAAACAGGGUGGAGUUUUCUUUUGGAGAAAUUAUAUUGUUUUACACACUUAUAAAUCCAAUAUUAUCGUUGGCAAAAUCUUGCAUUUGUUUUCCAUAUGAAUUGAAAUGUAUGUGAAUGGCACAUAUCAGGCCUGCAUUUCAUUUACAAACACUGAGAAUAUUCCAUAUUUGUUUUCAAAAACAUGAAACCGUUUUCAAAAAGUCAACACCUAUUCUGAUCUCAUACACUCAAAAAUGAUGUUUGCUGUUUGUUCAAACUACUUAUUUAAAAUAAGCUGAAGCAACACAAUACUUAAGUUUUUUAUGACCACUGUUUUAUGUUUAAUCCACUUAAUUUUGUAUAUACUAAUAAGUUAACUUAAUUUCUUCAUGUUGUCCCAACACAAAUCGACUGAGUGGAACCCAGCAUUUAUUAUAGUGAGUGAAAGUCAGAUAUUUGGUCAAUUGAUGAUGUAAAAACUACUUUUACUUGUUUGUUGCAUAUAAUAAGACUUUAUUUCAAUUCAGAAAUCAUUAGAGCCAUUGUAACCUGUUCUGAUUAUGCCAUGUGUAGUACAGAUACAUUAUUUUUAAUAAGCCUACUAUAAAUUAAAACCUAACUUAUACUCUAUUUUUUUUGUUUCCGCAAGUUUUAAAGAUGUGUUAUAGAUUCUUCUAGAGGUGUAGUUCAAACGCACAAGUUUACGAUGCAGUUUGCAAAUGUUUGCUGGAGCGAUUGAUUCUGGAAACCCAAAUCAAUGAACUACAUGUUUCUAACAACAAAACUCAGGACCUUUAUUGUCCAAUGAUGGUUUUUGGAAACGCACCCCUGCUUCAUAAACUUCGAUGUUCAGCUAUUGAGCAGUUGGAGAAGAAUAAACUUGGGGCGAGCACAAUGCUGAUCAUGGAAAUAUCUUCUAAAGAGCUUUUCUCAGACUCUGGAUGAAGAGCUUUUUGGUUUGUUUUCAGGUAUCUUGAAAGAACUUGACUUUGUUUCGUUAAAUAUUGGUCUCAAAAGGGAGAAAGUGGUUUAAAAACCAUUGGAUGAUGUUUUGUGCAAUAUUUUUUGAGCUGUUCAUAAGUUAAAGUGGUAGUUCAUUUGAAAAUGAAAGUCCAGUCAUAUAUGCGUCCUCUGCUUGUUUCAAAUGAAGUUUCUUUGCUGAAUGCAAAAAAAAAAAAGGAAAUGAAAUACUGUAUGCUUGGAUCCAACCAGUUAUUAACGUUUUUGUUUGUGACAAGUGAAAGGUCAUUAGCUGAUGACAGAGUUUUCAUUUCAGAGCUUUGCCACAGUCACACUAAAGUUCAAGCAUGUAAAGUUUUGUCAUACGGCGUUGUGAAAAGGGGCAGACAUUUAUUAAAAGCGAGCUUCAUAUUUUAAAAUAUCGUUCCGGAGAGGUCUGUUUUGAUAUUCGAUUGGUCUCACACAGUCACAUGAUGUGACUUCGCAGGUCAGAUUUCACCGUGCGUGAACUUUGCAAUGCAUCGAACUGCAAAACUUGCCGCACAAGCUUUCGUUUCUGGUCUGGCACUAGAGUUAGGCAAGAUACUUAAGAUUAAGUGAGCUAAGUUAUUAGCUAGUCUACUUAAAAUGUAGCUUAACUACACUAAAAGCUUUCCCUGGGAAAUGUAGCAAGCUAAGCUACUUUUGCCAAGUUUUGCCAUAUAAGCUAUUUUUGCAAUUUUCAAUUUCAAAUCGAAGAACUUAAAUCCAAGUCAAUCACAUCUUAGUCAUCAGUAAAACUGUCAAUGAAUCAUGGGGCAGAAUUGCUCCGUUCAGUUAUUUACUGUUAAUAGGAUGCUGGACCAAACAGAAACAAACUUUAGUAUAUAACAGCAAAAACCAAACAUCCAAUAGAGCCAGGUGUUACACAUUUUAAAUACUAUAGCAAUUUAUAGUAAAGGGAAUUUUAAAAGGAAUAAGUCUUGUAUUAUAAUGAUAUUUACAGCUUCUCAUUAAUGAAUUGCAUUACAUAAUGUAGUAUAACUAUCAUGAACUAAGAGCAAUAACCAUAGUAUACUACUGUCUAUAUAUAUAUAAACAAAUUAAUUUGAGUGCUUCACAAUUGUGUAGUUAAAAAAACAUUAGAGUACUUACUAUAUAUUACAGCAGUAUUUUUUGAGCACAGCAUCAGAAUUAAGGUUAUUGCGUUUUAACGUGCUUCUCCGGUUAUGGGAAUCCUCCUUCAGAAAUAACUACUCUUCCUUGAUUCUUUUUACAAUAAGCAAAUUCUUCAUCUUAGCCUAAUUGGAUGGCAAAGUCACGACUAGAGCGAGAGGUGGCAGUAAUGCACCAUAAAGUUUUUGUCGACCACCGAAAAACAGGAAGAAGAUGAAAUCAUCAUUAUCGCCAUCAUAUGGAUUUACUUUCAUCGGCAAGACAUCGGCCUUAACGCUCUGUGAAUGUCGGUGCUGUCACUCAUUGAUCCGUGAUUGGUAAAUGUAGCUUGUGAGGAAGCUACUGCACUACUUUACUAGUAAAAAAAUUGCUCGCUACUGAAAAGCUAUUUAAUGUUGAAAUGACGCUGCUGCCUUACACCGCCUGUCACAUUUACGUGCGCAUGAAUAUAAAUCUAUAUGGUGAAAAGUGCAGUGUGACCGUGGCUUAACUAUUGACUGUUACCAUCAACUCUUUUGUUUGCAACAAGUUGAAGGACAUUGACUGAUGACAGAAUUUUCGUUUCAGAGUUACACUGUACAAAUGUAUUAUUAUUAUAUAUUGCUGCCUUAAAUUAAGUUAAAUUAAACGGAUUUAACAGCAUUAAAUCAAAACAGACAAACUUCAUGUUCCAUUGUCUUCAGACAUCAUUUAAGUCAGGGGUGUCCACACUCGGUCCUAGAGCGCCGGUGUCCUGGAGAGUUUAGCACCAAUCCUAAUCAAGCACACCUGAACCAGCUAAUCAAGCUCUUGCUAGAUAUACUAGAAACGUCCUGGCAGGUGUGUAGAAACAAGUUAAAGCUAAACUCAGCAGGACGCCGGCUCCCCAGGACCGAGUUUGGACAUCUCUGAUUUAUUCUUUAAGGUACAUAAAAAUAUACGCUGUGAUUUCACUGUCCACAUGUUUUGUACUGUGUAAGAGAGGUUCACAAAGUAGUAAUAUUCUGUGCAAGUGAGCUGGCAAGUACUGCUCUGUUUUGCAGAAACUGAUAUUUUGAAGAAUGUUCAGUCUGUUUCUGUAAAUUAUGAAAGUGAAUUGGGUCUUAUGGUGUUUCCACAACUUGAAGGUUUGAUGUGAUUAAACAAACUCUAAUGCCA